This is a messenger RNA of Trichoplusia ni (cabbage looper), 3802 nucleotides long. RefSeq names its product DCN1-like protein 5 (gene SCCRO4). Bases 292 to 1050 code for a protein of 252 amino acids. Gene Ontology annotation, cellular component: ubiquitin ligase complex. Gene Ontology annotation, biological process: protein neddylation; positive regulation of ubiquitin-protein transferase activity. The transcript is spliced from 8 exons. The record is from RefSeq and is a predicted model, not a curated record. NCBI's taxonomy places the organism in Eukaryota, Metazoa, Arthropoda, Insecta, Lepidoptera, Noctuidae. Gene Ontology annotation, molecular function: cullin family protein binding; ubiquitin-like protein binding; ubiquitin conjugating enzyme binding.
AGUAACUAAACGCUCACUUCGUUUUGAGUUUUCUCAGCCGCUGUGUCUGCUGUUUAGUUAAACAAUUUAAUAUAGUUUCAUAUUGUGGGGAUGUGUUAAAAGUUAUCAUUUGAACAAAACGUUGCACAGGAUACUUUUCUAAUCUAUAUUAUCAAAAUAGGUUAUUAUCGACCUGUCAAGAAGACAUUUUUUUCGUGAAGCUGUACUUGCAAAAUUCGCAAAAUAGGAGACGAAAACCCCUUUAAGUUUUCAAAUUUUAUAUCGAAUCUGCCACCAAUAGGUGGUAGAGCGAUGCCUCGGUGCAGUAAACGCACGCGGAGCGGCGCGCCCGCCAGCGGCGGCGACGUGCUGCCCGGAGCCACCGCCAUCGACGAACAUCACCACCACAAGCGAUCUAGAAAUAGCAGUUCACGCCGACAUUCCAAAUCAGAAGACACAAGUUUUAGUGUAAAGAAAUGUUUAACUUGGUUCAAAGAAUACACGACAGUUUCAGAACCAGAUGUUUUAGGUCCAGAAGGCAUGGAAAAGUUCUGUGAAGACUUAAAUGUGGAUCCUGAGAAUGUUGUAAUGUUGGUUAUAGCAUACAAAAUGGGAGCAAAACAAAUGGGUUAUUUUACACAAGAAGAAUGGUUAAAAGGUUUAACGGAGUUACAAUGUGACAGUGUGCAGAAAUUGCAGAACAAAUUAGAAUACCUACGCAGUUUACUCAAUGACCCCUAUAUAUUUAAGGCCAUAUACAGAUAUUCAUAUGAUUUUGCAAGAGACAAGGACCAGCGCUCGCUGGACACGGGCACGGCGCGCGCGCUGCUGGGCGUGCUGCUGCCGCGCUGGGCGCUGCGCGGCUGGCUGGCGGAGUUCCUGGCGCGCGAGCGGCGCUACCGCGUCGUCAACCGCGACCAGUGGUGCAACAUCCUCGAGUUCUCGCGCACCGUCGACGCGCACCUCACCACCUACGACGCCGACGGAGCCUGGCCCGUGAUGCUGGACGAGUUCGUGGAGUGGCUCCGCGCGGAGCGGGCGGGCGACGCGGCCAUGCCGGGCGCCAGCUGAGGCGCGGCCGCGCGCGGCGCCGCCCUCGCGCGACACUAGCCCGCCCGCCGGGCCCGCACUCCGCCAUCACACUACGCCAGGGGAAGGGUUGCCAUGACAUGUCGCAGCCUCUAAUAUCAAACUACUUUUCAUUGCUGUGUUUUCAAGCCAUAAACACCCGAUCUGUUUGACUAUUGCUGAUAUUAUACAAUUACAUUCUGCUGUUAACAAAAACAAUUGAAAGGCAAGUGGAAUUUGUUUCUUGUACCCUUUUUAAAUCUUCAUUUCCUUAGUACUUUCAAUUGUAAAACAAUAUUCAUAUGUCAGUACUUGUAAAACUACUAUUAGUAAAUCUAUAAAGAGAAUUAAAAAACGCCAGUGUUAUUCAUUCCAAAAUUAGGUUGCACAAUUGGUGAUUUUAACUCUUCAGAUAUUCAAACAAGUUCUAUACAUGUGUGUAACUCCAAGUCACUGAUAUUGUUGUGACAUUAAGCUCGACAAUAUGGAGUGGAUAGGUUUUUGUAAUGAUAGGUAUUAAGAGAAUGACUUACAAGGAAGCGGUCUGAUGAGGAAUGUCAGACAUGAGUGUACAGCAUGGUGUGAUACUUGCAAGCAAUGGUAAGCCCUUUACUCUGUAGGCCUCUCUAGUAUGUAGCUAUGACACUGGUACGGACUGCAUAUAUAUUUAUUUAUAUGUUUAAAGAGUUUUGGGUAUGGUCGUUGCAAUUGCUGUUAACUUUCUAUUGGACUUUUUUUAUACAUAGUUAAGCAUAUACCUAACUAUAUUUUUUAAACAUUCUGUUGGAACCUAAAAUACAGAAGACCAAAAAAUAUUUUUUAAUGACAUCCGCGCUUAAUUUUAGUUACAAUUGUAUAAAACAAUAUUUGGUUGAUAUCAGUGUCAUAUCUACGUCUAGUUACAUCGUAAAAAUAAUUGUAUAGAUUAACUCCCAUACUAUACAACUCAAGCUCAUUCACUGUUUUUUUUUUUGUGUGUAAAAUUUAAGCCAUAAAGGUUUUUUUCUAAAUAUUGAGUGAAUAAAGCAGGGAAAUUAAAUUAUUGCAUAUAUUAAUGAAUUAGAAUCAAAUAAUGCUUAUAGUAAUUAACAAUAAAGAAUGAGGUGAUCGAAAUAUGUAUAAAUGACAAAAGAGGAUGAUUACUGCAGCUGAUAAAUUAUAAAAUAGCCUUAAUUUAUUUAUUUAUCAAGGAUAUAUGAUUUUUUGUUCUUCACAAAAAUGUGAAUAUUGUAUCAGCUUUUACUAAUCGUAUAUUAGCUUCAGUUGGCGCUAAAAAUCGCGCUUACCGCGAGCUCUACAAUCAGGGUUGUAGUUAAAAACGAGACACCACUACGCCCUGUGUAUGCGGCGACUCACUUCAGUGGCGACAGUUCUGCUUUAAGAACUCAUUUUAACCUCUUUUGCCAUCUGUACGAAUCUAUACCUUACAUUUUAUAUCAGCAUUGUCCAACUUGCAUUAAUUCAUUAUUUUGUCCACAUCUUUAAAAUUAUAAUAAUGCUAGGAAAUACAGCAUUAUGCCAAUAAUGCCAAAAUAUAAAAGCGUGUGAGAACAUUAUAGUGUGUUUGUUUUGUUCGCGGACAUUUCUAAUUUAUACAUUAUCGUGCAAGAUUCUCUGUAGUGUUUAGAGAAUGUAAACUACUUGUACCAAUUACAUAACAAAUAAACAGUAGGUAUUGUUUAUAAAAUAUAGUUCUUAGUUAUUACACAUUCUCUUUUGAAUGCCCUUAUGAAAUAAUAUCCUUAUUUUAUUUACGCAAAGCAUGUUGCAUUAUUUUCCUAUUAUUUCACAAAUUAUGUAAAUAUAAAAUUAAUUAUCGCUUUGUUUGGCCAACACGAGGAGCUUGAUAUUUCAUGGUCAGUACAUAAUAUCGUAUUUUAUAUGUAUUAUUUGUGUUAUUAACUUAUUAGUCAUAAGUUUACGUGUAUAUUUUUAGCAUUUAUUUUAGAUGUAUGUAUAUUAUGAUUUCUUCACCGCUCCUCACGUAUCUAUCCUACGAAAUGAAAUACGCAAUCUCAUUAUGUAUCAAAUCUGUGGAAGCAAUGUGUUGAUUAUAUUUUUGCCCACCGAACGAUGUUAUUUUAUUUGCAAUAAAACAGUACAACAAACAGGCGAGACAACUAUUGAACAGGAGAUGUGUAUAUUAUUUUGGACCAGUAGCCAACACACGGUGGGAUUACUUUAAUGUAUUGCAAUUUGAUAGUGCUUUAACUGUCUGAUGUCUGCUGCUGACGGCCUUUCGACUGAUUUUGAACACAAUGCAUAGGAUACCUGUUAUUUGAAUGUGUGAUUAACAUCUCAGGUCAUAAUUAUAAUUUCAUAUAGGACUAGCGCGUAAUGAAGAUUCUGUACUGUUUCAUACAUAUUGAAGGGUAUAAAAAAGGAAACUUAUUAAUUUAAAUAUUUUUGUAUAAGAUGUUAGAAACUUGAGAUAAACGAAGGAGUUAAGGAUGUAUCGCACAUUCACAUAAAGCUAUGAUAUAAAUCCGUAAUACACACUUCAAACUUUAGACUGGACUGCCGAGGCCACUAUGAAUCAUGUUCCAAUAGACUAGCUUUGUGUCUAGUCUAAACACUAGGUUUAGGUGUAGAUAUCGUUUUAUAUAAGACGUGUAGGUAGUAUAUUCAAAUUCUCUGAUUAUAAGUAAAUGGUUUCUCUGUAAGAAUGCCGUGUUUACAAAGUUAAUACAAAACAUUCUGGCCAUUAUACCGGAUGUUAUUACAUGAGGAAUAAAUAAAAACAUUUGAAAGUAAA